Rhagoletis pomonella (apple maggot) is the source of this 5362-nucleotide messenger RNA. RefSeq lists its product as uncharacterized. Gene Ontology annotation, cellular component: heteromeric SMAD protein complex. Gene Ontology annotation, molecular function: I-SMAD binding; DNA-binding transcription factor activity, RNA polymerase II-specific; RNA polymerase II cis-regulatory region sequence-specific DNA binding. Gene Ontology annotation, biological process: BMP signaling pathway; transforming growth factor beta receptor signaling pathway; anatomical structure morphogenesis. The record is from RefSeq and is a predicted model, not a curated record. Lineage: Eukaryota; Metazoa; Arthropoda; Insecta; Diptera; Tephritidae.
CGCACGGGAAAUUUUUGGGGCAGCCGAUAAUAGAAUGUGAAAAAUAGUAUCAAUUCAAUAAAUUAUUCUGAAAUUGUUAGAAAUUUUAUUUUAAACCCUCGCGGUAUAUUACGCGUUGGAAUUCUGUGCGAAUAUGUCCGUAAAAUGUGAGAAAAGACGUGAACGUUUUAUGAAAAUGGUGUCUAAUUAGUGUUGAUUUGUGCGGGUACGGUACGGGUGUGCAGCGGAGUUGUGUGGAGGAGUGCGGCGAUCUGCAACACAUUCGGCAAUGGACAAAGAAAAUUGUUUGGAAUUGUGAAAAUGUAAAGAAACCAUAAUAUAUAUUGAAAACAUAGGCCUGCAAAAUUAAUUAAAGCCGCCAGGCGGGCGUUGUUUGCGUAUGGCCACAAGCUGCGUUACGAUCAAUUGUGCUUAAAAAUAGAAUUGAAGCACAUCUGUGGGUAUGGGUAUGUGUGUGUGUGGAUAUAAAAAAGGAAAAUAAAAAAGAAGACUGAAAGAAAGUGGAAGAAUUUUUCACAACGGCUUGCGAGGGAGGACCUGGAAAUCAUAUACGGACCACAAAUUAUCCAAGAAAACAUUAAAAAAAGAAAGUACCAAAAUUAGUACAAAAAUUUGUCGGAGCUCUUAAUGGACUGUCUCUAACAGAGGACUCCACCCUAUAGUACACCCUUGGCUCCUGCCACUUCAUAUCAUUUUCAUCACUUCGCUACUGUACACAUACGCAGGCGGCUUCAAGUCGUUCUGUAUCGCGUUGCGUUAAGUACGCGUUUUGCAUCGAUAAAACGAGACUUUCAUUAUAAAUCAACGUAGAAGAAAAGUGAAGUUAAGAAUAUCGGCAAAUUGGUUUGCAGUUGCUUUCUGUUGCCUCAUUUCUUCGUACACGAAUUUUUUCUAGUUUUAUUUUAUCUUUAUAUUUUUCCGACUGGACUGGUUGGCGGCUAAGUGUCCGCCUAAAUAUAGCCGUCAAUUUGUGGUCGUCAUCUGGAUUUGCCUUCUGUGACGGCGACAGCCCGAACGCCGGCAAAGUGGAUGCCCGGGGCAACCUGGGUGUGCCCCAGGACUACGCAGGCAUGGUGGGCUUAGCGGGUGGAGGUGGUCCCGGUGGUGCUGCAGGUCAUCUGUAUGGACCAGUGCCGCCACAAGACACAUUAAUAGUGCGCGACAUGGUGCAAAUGCCACCGCCUCCAUCAAAUGCACCGACAUCAGCAGAUGCGUGCUUGAGCAUUGUUCAUUCACUCAUGUGCCAUCGACAAGGUGGCGAGAGUGAAGGCUUUGCAAAACGUGCUAUUGAAUCGCUGGUGAAAAAAUUAAAAGAAAAGCGUGAUGAAUUGGAUUCGCUGAUAACGGCCAUCACCACGAACGGUGCACAUCCCAGCAAAUGUGUCACUAUUCAACGAACAUUAGACGGCCGUUUGCAGGUUGCUGGUCGUAAGGGCUUUCCACAUGUCAUAUACGCACGCAUUUGGCGUUGGCCAGAUCUGCACAAAAACGAACUAAAGCACGUUAAAUAUUGUGCAUUCGCUUUCGAUCUCAAAUGCGAUUCAGUUUGCGUCAAUCCGUAUCAUUAUGAGCGGGUCGUUUCACCAGGCAUCGAUUUGUCCGGUUUGAGCCUGCAGUCCGGGCCAAGUCGUUUGGUGAAAGAUGAAUAUUCGGCUGGUCCGUUAGUCGGUGGCAUGGAUAUUGAUGGUAAUGACAUCGGUACUAUACAACACCAUCCAUCUUGCCGAUUCAAAUCAUGCAAUGAAUGCUAUGUUCGUUGCGGGUCGCACAAUACCAAAAAUUGAACCAGGCGAUGGUAGCGGUAUGCCCCGAGGUGCCUGGAUGGCGCCACCACCACCACGGUUGGGUCAACCCCAGCAACUGUCGCAAACACAACCACAACCAUCGCAACAGCAAACCCAGCAAGCACAACAAUCGCAGCAACAGCGUGUGACUCAAGUUUCCCAACAUCCGCUUUCUGUUGCACAUGGAAUGCCUUUGGCUGGACCAAUGAACCCCGGCGGCCCAGUUAUGGGCCCACCUCCCCCGCCUCAACUACAGAAUACACAAGGCAACGGUCCGAAUGGUAACAUUUUAGCUGGUGCUGGUCAUCAUUCUCAAGCCAACUCACCUACAGACGCGUUGCAGCAGGUGCAGAACGCUAGUGGUGGUGGAAGUGGCGGCGUCGGUGUAAAUGCUGGCGGCGCAGCAAAUACGACUGCGUCAAACCAAGGCACAUACUACGGACCACCAACCACAUCACAGAUGCCCAACGUGGCAGAGGCCAAGUUUAAUGCUGCAUUAAAUAGCGCUGGACCAGGCGGUGGCGUACAACAGCCUCAUUCACCACAUUUACAACAAAACGGUUACGUAACGGGCGGUGGUGCGCCAGCAAACUACGUUCAACAAGUAUCUGGUGCUAGUGGUGCUGGUGGUAGUGGUGCACAGUCAGCUUCGCAAGCCAAUGCCGGUGGCCAAGUUGUAUCCGGUGGUACAGUAGGUGCCGGCGGCACAUGGACUGGGUCAAGUACGCUCACCUACACACAGUCAAUGCAGCCGCCAGAUCCACGCGCACAUCCCACAGGUUAUUGGAAUGCACCGUUAAGUGGAGAUAUGAGUGGUAAUCAACAACAACAGCAACAACCCCGUAUGCUGUCUCGCCAACCAGCCCCAGAAUAUUGGUGUUCAAUUGCUUACUUUGAGUUGGAUACGCAGGUUGGCGAAACGUUCAAGGUACCAUCAGCCAAGCCAAAUGUUAUUAUCGACGGUUAUGUUGACCCUUCUGGCGGUAAUCGCUUCUGUCUUGGUGCACUCAGUAACGUACACCGUACAGAGCAAUCGGAGCGCGCAAGGCUUCAUAUUGGUAAAGGCGUUCAACUUGAUCUACGAGGUGAGGGUGACGUUUGGUUACGCUGUCUCAGCGAUAAUUCGGUAUUCGUACAAAGUUACUAUCUCGAUCGUGAGGCUGGCCGUACUCCAGGCGAUGCUGUGCAUAAAAUUUAUCCAGUUGCCUGCAUUAAGGUUUUUGAUUUGCGUCAGUGCCAUCAACAGAUGCAUUCGUUAGCGACAAAUGCACAAGCAGCGGCUGCCGCACAAGCAGCUGCCGUCGCGGGACUGCCUAGCUCACAAAUAGGCGGUGCGCCACGAAAUAUUACUGCAGCCGCAGGAAUCGGAGUUGAUGAUUUGCGCCGCUUGUGUAUUUUACGCUUAAGUUUUGUCAAAGGCUGGGGACCUGAUUAUCCAAGACAAUCGAUCAAGGAGACACCUUGUUGGAUAGAGGUGCAUCUUCAUCGCGCCUUACAGCUAUUGGAUGAAGUGUUGCAUGCAAUGCCCAUCGAUGGGCCGCGUGCGAUGAUUACAGCUGUUGCACAUGGAAUGCCUUUGGCUGGACCAAUGAACCCCGGCGGCCCAGUUAUGGGCCCACCUCCCCCGCCUCAACUACAGAAUACACAAGGCAACGGUCCGAAUGGUAACAUUUUAGCUGGUGCUGGUCAUCAUUCUCAAGCCAACUCACCUACAGACGCGUUGCAGCAGGUGCAGAACGCUAGUGGUGGUGGAAGUGGCGGCGUCGGUGUAAAUGCUGGCGGCGCAGCAAAUACGACUGCGUCAAACCAAGGCACAUACUACGGACCACCAACCACAUCACAGAUGCCCAACGUGGCAGAGGCCAAGUUUAAUGCUGCAUUAAAUAGCGCUGGACCAGGCGGUGGCGUACAACAGCCUCAUUCACCACAUUUACAACAAAACGGUUACGUAACGGGCGGUGGUGCGCCAGCAAACUACGUUCAACAAGUAUCUGGUGCUAGUGGUGCUGGUGGUAGUGGUGCACAGUCAGCUUCGCAAACCAAUGCCGGUGGCCAAGUUGUAUCCGGUGGUACAGUAGGUGCCGGCGGCACAUGGACUGGAUCAAGUACGCUCACCUACACACAGUCAAUGCAGCCGCCAGAUCCACGCGCACAUCCCACAGGUUAUUGGAAUGCACCGUUAAGUGGAGAUAUGAGUGGUAAUCAACAACAACAGCAACAACCCCGUAUGCUGUCUCGUCAACCAGCCCCAGAAUAUUGGUGUUCAAUUGCUUACUUUGAGUUGGAUACGCAGGUGGGCGAAACGUUCAAGGUACCAUCAGCCAAGCCAAAUGUUAUUAUCGACGGUUAUGUUGACCCUUCUGGCGGUAAUCGCUUUUGUCUUGGUGCACUCAGUAAUGUACACCGUACAGAGCAAUCGGAGCGCGCAAGGCUUCAUAUUGGUAAAGGAGUUCAACUUGAUCUACGAGGUGAGGGUGACGUUUGGUUACGCUGUCUCAGCGAUAAUUCGGUAUUCGUACAAAGUUACUAUCUCGAUCGUGAGGCUGGCCGUACUCCAGGCGAUGCUGUGCAUAAAAUUUAUCCAGUUGCCUGCAUUAAGGUUUUUGAUUUGCGUCAGUGCCAUCAACAGAUGCAUUCGUUAGCGACAAAUGCACAAGCAGCGGCUGCCGCACAAGCAGCUGCCGUCGCGGGACUGCCUAGCUCACAAAUAGGCGGUGCGCCACGAAAUAUUACUGCAGCCGCAGGAAUCGGAGUUGAUGAUUUGCGCCGCUUGUGUAUUUUACGCUUAAGUUUUGUUAAAGGCUGGGGACCUGAUUAUCCAAGACAAUCGAUCAAGGAGACACCUUGUUGGAUAGAGGUGCAUCUUCAUCGCGCCUUACAGCUAUUGGAUGAAGUGUUGCAUGCAAUGCCCAUCGAUGGGCCGCGUGCGAUGGCUUAAAAUCAGUUAUUCAUCAGCCAAAAUCCAAGAUUAAAAACAAAAAAAUUAAUACGUUCAAAAAAGUUCAGUAAAUAACUAAAGUUCAGCUCAAUUCUUGACUGUGAGUCAGAAAGUAAGGAGAGGAAAUUAUGGGCAACGGCCAUUUUGAAUCAUCACAUUUUCCUGUUUCUUAUUUUUUUAGUCUUACAAGUGAAUUUUCGAGUUGUAUUUAAGUUAGACGGAUAAAGCAAGAAAGGCGGCGGCGGUUUAUGUUUGUCUGUUUUGAAAGAUUAUAAUGAUGAUUACACGAAAAAAUUUUGCAAAGCCGUAGAAUCAUCAUAUUGGAAACUUAUGUCUUUAAUUUUAAUCUGUUUACUGUCAUGUACCCCUCUCAUUAAAAUGCAAUAACUAUUAAAAAGAAAAAUGCAAUCAAAAAUGCUAAAGCAGCAUAAACAUGUUCUAAAAAAAUAAAUUUAUAUUUUAUAAAAAAAAAAAUCUGGCAUGUAACUUUUAAACUGUGAAAUUACCGUUAAGAAAUCGUAAAAUUCGAGAUUGUACACAUUUUUAUUUUUUAUGAACUUCUCUUUGUCACCAUAGUGAAUGUUGAUGGCUUUGUUUUUAUAGUUUCGUCAAAGCAACCAUUUUUUGAGUGUUUCAAAUU